Hibiscus syriacus is the source of this 1471-nucleotide messenger RNA. Its product is annotated as pentatricopeptide repeat-containing protein At5g18390, mitochondrial-like. Gene Ontology annotation, molecular function: protein binding. Lineage: Eukaryota; Viridiplantae; Streptophyta; Magnoliopsida; Malvales; Malvaceae. The record is from RefSeq and is a predicted model, not a curated record. Gene Ontology annotation, biological process: RNA splicing. The coding region runs from base 86 to 1471 and encodes 461 amino acids. The transcript is spliced from 2 exons.
CAUCUCCAUUCUCCAGCAGCCAGAAAGUAGCUUUACAAGUAUCAAGGAGGAAAUGGAGGUUACUGGACUAUAGCUUCUACCACAAAUGUUCCAGCCUAUACAACUGCUCCGGCCUAUACAACUGCUCCUCAAACAUGGAAGUAGAUCACACAACAUUAUCUGUUCCCUUAGGACCCUAACUUCGGGAAAUUCUCUCCAAGAUUCAUCUCUUUCCACCACUGCUGUUUCAAAAGAUGACUACUUUGCUGCUAUCCACCACAUUUCUAACAUUGUUCGUCGUGAAGUGCAUCCAGAGCGCACUCUUAACCGCAUGAACCUUUCUGUGAAUUCAGAACUUGUCUUCCGCGUACUUCGUUCCUGCUCCAACUCACCUACAGAAUCUCUUUGCUUCUUCUCAUGGGCCCGUUCCCACUAUACCCCCACAUCUGUCGAAUUUGAGGAGCUCAUCAAGACCCUUAUUCGCCAUAGAAAGUAUGAAUCCAUGUGGAAAACCAUUCAACAAAUGCAAAAGCAGCAGCUUACCCUUUCUUGUGAUACUCUCUCUUUUAUCAUUGAAGAGUAUGGGAGGAACGGCCUUGCUGACCAGGCUGUGGAAGUUUUCAACAGAAGCACUAAUUUAGGUUGCAAACAAACCGUAAGUGUUUACAAUUCAUUGCUCUUUGCGCUUUGUGAGGUGAAGAUGUUCCAUGGAGCAUAUGCGUUAAUCCGGAGGAUGAUCAGGAAAGGUGAGGUACCAGACAAGAGGACAUAUGCAAUUCUGGUGAAUGGUUGGUGCUCUGCCGGGAAGAUGAAAGAGGCACAAGACUUCUUGGAGGACAUGAGCAAGAAGGGGUUUAAUCCUCCAGUUCGAGGUCGAGAUUUGUUAAUUGAAGGUUUGUUGAAUGCAGGUUAUCUUGAAUCAGCCAAGAAAAUGGUGAGGAGAAUGACUAAGGAAGGGUUUGUUCCUGACGUUGCAACAUUCAAUUCAUUGACGGAAACAAUUUGUAAAACCGAGGAGGUUGAUUUCUGCAUCGAUAUGUACCACAGUGUUUGUAAAUUGGGGUUUUGUCCAGAUAUUAAUACUUACAAAAUCUUGAUACCUGCAGCUUCGAAAGUAGGUCGGAUUGACGAGGCUUUUAUUCUUUUAAAUAAUUCAAUUGAACAAGGUUAUAGACCAUUCCCUAGUUUGUAUGCACCUAUAAUCAAAGGCUUGUGUAGGAAAGGGCAGUUUGACGACGCGUUUAGCUUUUUCAGCGAGAUGAAGAUCAAGGGUCAUUCUCCGAACAGACCAGUCUAUACAAUGCUGAUAACAAUGUGCGGGCGCGGUGGCAGAUUUGUGGAGGCGGCGAAUUAUUUGGUGGAGAUGACUGAGUUGGGUUUAGCACCGAUUUCAAGGUGUUUUGACAUGGUCACUGAUGGUUUAAAGAAUUGUGGGAAGCAUGAUUUGGCUAAGAGAAUAGAGCAGUUGGAGGUUUCACUUCGACGUGCUUGA